This is a messenger RNA of Candida tropicalis MYA-3404, 408 nucleotides long. RefSeq names its product anaphase promoting complex subunit 11. Bases 1 to 408 code for a protein of 135 amino acids. Gene Ontology annotation, cellular component: nucleus; anaphase-promoting complex. Gene Ontology annotation, biological process: positive regulation of mitotic metaphase/anaphase transition; anaphase-promoting complex-dependent catabolic process; protein ubiquitination. The transcript has a single exon. Lineage: Eukaryota; Fungi; Ascomycota; Pichiomycetes; Serinales; Debaryomycetaceae. The record is from RefSeq and is a predicted model, not a curated record. Gene Ontology annotation, molecular function: cullin family protein binding; zinc ion binding; ubiquitin protein ligase activity.
AUGAAGGUAAAGAUACUAGAAUGGAAGGGGUACUCUACUUGGCAUUGGGAUUUAAGUUCAACAGCUCCUCAAAGUGGAUAUGGAUAUAUUGAAGAAUUAUGUGGUAUUUGCAGAGUUUCAUUUGAUGGAACGUGUCCAAACUGUAAAUAUCCUGGGGACGAGUGCCCGAUCGUAUUGGGAGGUGGAUGUACUCAUAAUUUUCAUUUACAUUGUAUAUUAAAGUGGUUAGAACAAGAAACUUCAAAAGGACUUUGUCCAAUGUGCAGACAAAUUUUUACAUUCAAAGAGCAAACACCACUACUGGAAGACUUGAUUAAUUUAAAAUCCCUAAUCGAUGGACAUAAAGUUAUACGGGAACGAAUCUUACAGAACAAUGAUCUGGAGUUUGAACAAUUUGAUGGGGAUUAA